Messenger RNA from Nicotiana attenuata, 2319 nucleotides. Its product is annotated as serine/threonine-protein kinase SRPK-like. NCBI's taxonomy places the organism in Eukaryota, Viridiplantae, Streptophyta, Magnoliopsida, Solanales, Solanaceae. Gene Ontology annotation, molecular function: ATP binding; protein kinase activity. The record is from RefSeq and is a predicted model, not a curated record. The transcript is spliced from 4 exons. The coding region runs from base 331 to 1917 and encodes 528 amino acids. Gene Ontology annotation, biological process: spliceosomal complex assembly; regulation of mRNA processing; protein phosphorylation.
CCAAAAGCAAACGUUUGGAAUUAGAAGAGUUCAAAGGAGUGCAAGUGUUGAGACAGUUUUACCUGCUUCGUCUGUCGCCAUCUCUAUCCUCUCUUUCCUUUCCCCAUAGAUUUCUACACCCUUCACUCACAAUCACAAACGCCCAUUUUCCUGUACAUAUCCACAUGCAAUUGAGAAAAUCCCAAGAUUUUAAAUAGAAAAUAAUCAGUUUUUUUUAUUAGCACACAAAGUUAGCUCACAAACCAAGAGCAGAUAAAAGUUUUGGGAAAUACCCAAAUAGUAGUCCCUUUUAUCUAGAGAGUUGAUUGAUUUACUUUGAUUGAUUGGAAAAUGGAGGGGAGCAAUCAAGAGCAGCGGCUGAACGCGGCGGCGGUGGAGGAGGAGGAGGAGGAGGUGGAGGAGAGCAGUGAUGAUUGUACUUCGGAGGAUGAAGGGACUGAUGAUUACAGGAGGGGAGGGUACCAUGCGGUUCGAAUAGGCGAUAGUUUCAAAGGAGGUCGGUAUGUUGUUCAGAGGAAACUUGGGUGGGGUCAUUUCUCUACUGUUUGGUUGGCUUGGGAUUCUCUCAUGUCCCAAUUUGUAGCACUGAAAGUACAAAAGAGUGCGCAGCAUUACACGGAGGCAGCAAUGGAUGAGAUCACUAUUCUAAAGCAAAUUGCGGAAUGCGAUCCGGAUGAUAAAAAAUGUGUCGUUAAGUUAUUGGAUCAUUUUAAGCACUCAGGUCCAAAUGGGCAACAUAUGUGUAUGGUUUUUGAGUAUUUGGGCGAUAAUCUCUUGACACUUCUUAAGUAUACUGAUUAUCAUGGACUGCCUAUUCAUAUGGUUAAAGAGCUCUGUUAUCAUGUUCUAGUCGGAUUGGAUUAUUUGCAUCGACAGCUUUCUAUCAUACACACUGAUUUGAAACCAGAGAACGUACUGCUCUGUUCCACAAUUGACCCAUCUAAGGAUCCGAGAAAAUCAGGAAAACCUCUUAUACUUCCUAAUCACAAGGAUAAGAUCACGCUGGAGUCAGGGGCUCUUAACGGUUAUGUAACAUCAAAUGGAAAUUUGACUAAGAACCAUAAUAAGAAGAUUAGAAGAAAGGCCAAACAAGCAGCUCAAUGUUAUGUGAAUGAUCAGCUUGAUUCUUCUGUUAAUGUUAAUAGAUUGUCAAAUGCUGAGGCUGCAACAAGCAGUGGGAAAGAAUACGGGGGUCCUAAGAGAGGAAGCAGUUCUACAAGGAGGAAGCUGUUGGAGGGUGUCGACCUGAAGUGCAAAGUGGUUGACUUUGGGAGUGCUUGUUGGACGUACAAACAGUUCACAGAUGAUAUUCAAACUAGACAGUACAGGUGUCCGGAAGUUAUCCUUGGAUCUAAAUAUUCAACCUCGGCAGAUCUUUGGUCCUUCGCUUGCAUUUGUUUUGAGCUGGCAACUGGUGACGUAUUAUUUGAUCCUCACAGUGGUGACAACUUUGACAGAGAUGAGGACCACUUAGCACUAAUGAUGGAGCUUCUAGGAAUGAUGCCACGAAAAAUUGCCUUGGGUGGUCGUUAUUCACGUGAGUUGUUCAAUAGACAUGGUGACUUGAGGCACAUCAGACGGUUGCGCUUUUGGCCCUUAAAAAAAGUUUUAAUAGAGAAGUAUGAAUUCAGUGAGCAAGACGCAAAGGACAUGGCCGAUUUCCUGGUCCCGAUACUUGAUUUUGUCCCAGAGAAACGGCCUACUGCAGCUCAGUGCCUUCUUCAUCCGUGGAUCAAUGCUGGUCCACACCUGUUAGAACCUUCCUUGCCCGACACACAAUCAAAAGCUAUUGAUACUCUAAACUCUGUCCAAACCAAGAAACAGAAUGAAGAAACGGAGGCAAUGGAGGUCGGAAUGGGGAAAAUGGCUAUCAACAAGGACACGAGAAGUUUCAGAAGUUACUCAGUCAAAUUCUGAUACUUAUUAGACUACAUCAUCUUUGUCUAAGAUGGUGUUCAACGACUUGCUCUUUGAUCCAUUUGCACAUGGAACAGUCUUAUUGUUGAGCGAAAUAUAUCUUCAUUUUGGUAUGGUUAUUACAAGACGGGGACGCUAGGUAAAUGUGGAAGUGAAAAGGUUUGCGUGGCCGCGGACCAAAUUUGAGCUGCUCCAGAAACAAGUAUGCAAAGGAGACUGCAGAUUUUUGGACCAUUUCUUCACCUUGAAAGUAAUAUAUCAAGUCAUUAAACCAAUGUACAGAUAAGGAGCAAUUAUAGCACACUUAACUUUAGAAUCAAUGUCAUGUCUAUAUAAAAUUCAUAUUGAUUUUGAUAUGAUGCUUAUCUUGAGCAAUUUAAUUUGAAGUCCAUUCUUUUCACA